Molecule: messenger RNA, 2208 nt
Organism: Neltuma alba
Lineage: Eukaryota; Viridiplantae; Streptophyta; Magnoliopsida; Fabales; Fabaceae
Product: auxin response factor 6-like
Exons: 8
Coding region: 23-1867 (614 amino acids)
Biological process (GO): response to hormone; regulation of DNA-templated transcription
Cellular component (GO): nucleus
Molecular function (GO): DNA binding
Source: RefSeq, a predicted model, not a curated record
GCAAUUCGUCCACACGACUGUUAUGCCGUCCUCAGUUUUGUCAAGUGACAGCAUGCAUAUAGGUCUUCUUGCUGCUGCAGCUCACGCGGCUGCAACGAAUAGCCGCUUUACUAUAUUCUAUAACCCAAGGGCAAGCCCAUCAGAAUUUGUCAUUCCCUUAGCCAAGUAUGUCAAAGCUGUAUAUCAUACCCGAGUUUCUGUUGGCAUGCGAUUUAGGAUGUUAUUCGAGACAGAAGAAUCAAGUGUCCGUAGGUACAUGGGUACUAUAACAGGCAUUAGUGAUUUAGAUCCUGUUCGCUGGCCAAAUUCACACUGGCGUUCAGUGAAGGUUGGCUGGGAUGAGUCCACUGCAGGGGACAGGCAGCCUAGAGUUUCCUUGUGGGAGAUUGAACCGUUGACAACAUUCCCUAUGUAUCCAUCCCCAUUUCCUUUGAGGCUGAAACGCCCUUGGCCGUCAGGACUACCUUCUUUUGGUCUAAAAGAUGGUGACAUGAACAUUGGUUCUCCAUACACGUGGCUCCAAGGUGGGCUUGGGGAUCAAGGAAUGCAAUCUCUGAACUUCCAGGGACUGGGGGUUGCACCAUGGAUGCAGCCAACACUUGGUGCUUCCAUGUCCGGACUUCAGCCAGAAAUAUACCAAGCAAUGGCUGCUGCUGCACUUCAGGAAAUGAGAGCAAUGGGUCCGUCUAAACCUUCUUCUGAAUCUCUGCUGCAGUUUCAGCAGUCUUCAAAUGUUCCUGGUGCUCCUUCUUCUGGUAUCCAGAGGCAAGUGUUACAGCAGUCUCAGUCCCAAAAUGUCCUAUACAACUUUCAAGAAAACCAGAUUCCUUCUCAGUCUUCACUUCUGCAACGACAGAUGCAGCGUUACCAUCCUUAUAAUGAUCAGAGGCGGCAGCAGCAGCAGCAGCAUCGACCUAACAGUUUACCUGUUCAGCAGCAGAUCUCAAAUGUUGUUUCUCCUUUGUCUAAUUUUGCAUCACCCACCCAGUUUGUCUCUCCACCCAUGCCAGCCAUUGCUUCAAAUUGCCAGCAGCAGAGUUUCCCUGAACCUGCCAGGAACCAGAACCAAAUUCCCAGCUCUGAUGUUUCUGCUAUCCACAGUCUACUUGGAUCGCUUCCCCAGGAUGGAGUAUCCCAGUUACUUAACAUGAAUGGAUCCAACUCUCUGGUUUCUCCUGCUUCCUUACUACCCAAGCAAAUAACUGCUGAACCUCAGUUUCAUACUGCUGCUGCUCAGUGUGUAUUACCCCAGGUGGGAAACUUGGGUACAUCACACUCAAAUGUAUCUGAACUUCCUAUUUUGCCUCCAUUUCCUGGAAGAGAAUAUUCUGCAUACCCAGCUUCAAACUUCGGUGGUGCUACAGGGACUGAUUAUCCUCCAAGUUCAGAUAUGACAACAUCAAGUUGUGUAGAUGAAUCUGGUUUUUUGCAGUCUUCAGAAAAUGUGGAGCAAGCAAAUACAUCAACUGGAACCUUUGUCAAGGUUCACAAGUUAGGGUGCUUUGGGAGGUCACUGGACAUCUCUAAGUUUAGCAGCUACGAUGAACUACGUAGUGAGCUUGCCCGCAUGUUUGGGCUUGAAGGCCAACUAGAGAACCCUCAGAGAUCAGGCUGGCAGCUUGUAUUCGUUGACCGGGAGAAUGAUGUUCUUCUCCUUGGUGAUGACCCUUGGCAGGAGUUUGUGAACAAUGUGUGGUACAUCAAGAUUCUGUCUCCACUUGAAGUACAACAAAUGGGCAGAGAAAGUUCUGGUCCCACGGCUUCUGCAUUAGCCCACAGGCUUUCUACCACUGACAACUAUGCGAGUCGGCAAGAGUUGAGAAAUCCUAGCAAUGGGAUUGCGUCAAUGGGGUCUCUAGACUAUUAGAAUGAUCUGCUUCAUAGGCAUAGUGGUAAAGAAUGUCUGGAGUCUUUAUGAAAGAUGUUUCUCGUCUCAGGAUUGGCCUAGUAUUCUUAUAUAUCCAUUUUAUAGUUGAGUAUGUAUUAGUGAUUCUGCAAGGCCUAUUCAGAUCUACAGCAUAUCACUGUAAAUUAUAAUAGGUGACCUUGUUUCUUCAGCUGUCACUGUAACGCUUAGAUCAGCACUAAAUGUAGAAGAUGGAGUCAUGUCCUUAUCAGUAGGGUUUGUGCUUUCUCCCCUUGACGUCUUCCAAAUUAUUGGUCAUAUUUAAAAGAAAACUUAGUGAGUACCAAGUCCUUUUCACCCCC